UGUUUCCCACUGUGGGACACACAGAGUCGAGUGGACACAUGCAUGUCGUGUCUACACGACCUGGUCGACUCUUAUCCAAGCACAUAGCAUAGCAGCAUGGAUAUCUUGUAUUUAGGCACCACACAGGAAGAUGCAAACUAUACAGUUGGUUAUCUUCGCUCUUGCUGGGUCCAUAGUGUAUUCAAGAAGUGAAAGAUGCCUCAGUACUCAACCAGAUCUCAUCACGAAAAAGCACUUCACACUUCAACAAAGAAAUGAGCCAACCAGUCCACUACAACUGCGGUACGGCCAUCGUGUUUCACAGCAGAUUUCUACGUACAUCUUAAAGAUCCUUGCUGAGGAAGUCCUUGGUUAUGAAGAUGUCCAGGUGGUUGAUGUGGGCAUGGCAGCUGAAGCUGAACAAGUGUUGAAGAUAUUGACUGGGUGUUCAAAUAGGAUUGAUUGUCAUAAAAAGGAGCUGCCCCUCCCCCCUGCUGUCAUUGACACUGAAGUAUGGGUGUCUUCAGACUUGUCAUUACAGAAAUGGCCAAUAGAUGAUGCUGGAGAUACCACCCAUUAUGGCAGGUAUGGGUGGUACAUGUCUAGUGACUUUGUCCAGCAGAUGUGGGACAGCAGCCAGUUAAUAGCAGACCAUUGGCGCUCACUCAAGAUACAAUCAGUGACAUCUCAACUGCUACACAACCUGACAUCUCUUCAGCAUUUACAGAAUAUGAAUGAUAUUAAGGCGGCAUGUGCAGUGUCGCCAUGCCAGGACUGUCUAGACUGGCUACUGAAUACCAGUCACUGCCAUGACUCAGCCGAACCUCUGGAUUGUACAGUGGUACUAGCAGGAUUUCCAGACUGCAUGGGUUCACUACUGAGGCGCCAAGUUGAUAGCCUGCCUUUGAAUUUUUCUUUGAUAUGGCUGGGCUCUAAGCUACCACAGGUGUUCAAUGAGCAAUAUUUAGGCAACAAGCCAUUUGUUGUGCUCAACUGGGAGCCAAAUACCCUAACAAGCACAGGGAAGCUGACUCGCAUUACCCUCCCACCAUGCAGCCUCAACAUCUCCAGUCCAUUAGCUCAGUCUGCAUACUGUGACUUUCCUUUGAUGCGACUAAAGAAGUUUGCCUGGUCUCAAGUUAAGGCUGGUGCUCCUGAAGUUUACCAUCUUCUGACAAAAAUGUACUUUAGCCAAGAUGAACUCAAUAGCAUGCUACUAAACCAUGUUGAUAGUGAAGGCAGUAAGACUAGCAAAGAGUUGGCUUGUGAUUGGCUGCAGAGAAAGAGAGACAUGUGGUCUUCGUGGCUGCCUGUUCAGAACAUCCUCAACGGGAAGGUUCCUGUCUACCUUGGCGGAAUGUUUCCAAUGUCGCAUGAUCCGGAUGCGGUAUGGAGCAGCCCAGGGAUUCUUGCUGGUGCUCAAAUGGCAGUGCGCAGUGUCAACAGUGACAACACCAUCUUAUCAAACUACAGCCUGGAGCUUCUUCUAGAAGACACACAAUGCCAGACCUCCCUCGUUCUCAACAGCUACAUCAAGUUUGUCACGGGUCCCCAUAGCCGCUCCUUGGCGGGAAUUCUCGGACCACCAUGCUCUGUCCAGGCGGAGAUCGUCGCGGAAGUCUCCCCCUUCUACAACACCAUCCAGAUGGGGUAUAGCCUAGAAGGUGUUGACUUGGCAAACAGACAGAAGCACCCGCUAUUCUUCAGGACUUCCCCCAGCUAUUUUGAAUUCAAGAAGGCCUACGCUGCUUUGUUUCACGCUCUUGACUGGACACGUUAUGCGAUGCUUACGGAUGUGAACUAUACACCAUCGACGGUUACUGACACCCACGCCCACCUUGAUGACAGGGGUGUCAAGAGGGUGUACUCGAGGGUGGUCGCCCUGCAGCAGGUGCAGGAUGUCAAGGGUUAUCUCAGAUCCUUGAAGAGGCUCAAUGUCCGUGUUAUCAUCGGUAAUCUGUUUGAGGGGCUGGCGCGAGUGGUCGUCUGCGAGGCGUACAAACAGGGCAUGACUCCCCAAAAUGGAUAUGUCUGGUUCUUACCAUUCUGGCUCACAGAUGACUGGUGGAAUAACAAAAUCAGCUUUAAUAAGAGCUCCAGGAACUUUGCUUCACAGAAGGUAGCUGUGCCGUGCACUGUGACGGAAAUGAAGGAGUUCAUAGAGGGUGGAUAUUUCACAAUGUCCAACGCGUUCUUCGCCAGUGCGAAUAGUCACGUGGUUGGUGGUUUUACUGUCGACCAAUGGAGACGCGAGUACGAGCAUAUCAUUAAAACACAGGGCUACACGCCGUCCGAGUACGCGAGUUUUGCGUAUGAUGCAGUCUGGGCCUACGCCCUCGCUCUCGACAAGCUGUUUGGUUCAAACUCAUCUUCAUUGGAUACCAUCAGGACUAAUGCAACCACACAGCGUCUAAAGUGCUACUUACAGCAGUCGAACUUCAGCGGAGUCUCUGGCCAAGUUGUGUUUAAGGAGAGUGAGCGCUUCCUUCCGCGCGUCACCAUCUUACAGCACUUUGCAGGCAAAAAGGUGACAGUCGGCCAGUUCAUUCCCGUCAUGCCUGGCGAUAAGGGUUGCUAUGGUUACGGAGGCUGUCUCAGUCUUAACGAAUCCACAAUCGAGUGGGCAGGUGGUCAACGGCCUUCUGAUGGGCGACCAGAGAAAGAGGUCUGCCCUGUGGAAUCAUUCCGUGCAGUGAUUGGUUUGUCUUGUGAUGGCGCGUACUCUGUCAUCUACGUCAUCGCUUUUGGUCUUCUUCUUAUUCUUGUUAUUGCUGUCCUCUGGAUGUGCAUUAAGAGAAGGUACGAUCAGAAGUACAAGUCCACGCAGGUCCGCAUGGAGGAACUCGGGCUGAUGGACAGGUCACCCGUCCUUCAACUCGACCAGUGGGAAAUCCUACGAGAGAACGUGGUCCUUUACCGCAAGCUAGGGGAAGGAGCCUUUGGCACAGUAUUCGGAGGGGAGGCGAAGGGGAUCAGGGACCAUAUGGAGUGGGUGCCUGUGGCCGUGAAGACCCUCAAAGUGGGUUCCUCACCGGAAGAGAAGUUGGAGUUCCUGAGUGAGGCGGAGACCAUGAAGGUGUUUGAUCAUCCGAAUAUUGUGAAGUUGCUCGGGGUUUGCACCAAGGGCGAACCUGCACUUGCUAUAAUGGAACUCAUGAUAUACGGUGACUUGAAGAACUUUUUGCUCGCUAGGCGCCAGUUUGCAAACCAAAACAUCAAAGAGGCUGAGGAGGUGGCGCCAGGUCGCUUGACGCGCAUGGCUCUCGACAUUACCAGCGGCUUGGCGUAUCUGUCAAGGCUCAACUUUGUUCACCGCGAUCUAGCUUUGCGUAACUGCAUGAUAGGCGCUGGUCACGUGGUGAAGCUUGGCGACUUCGGGAUGACGAGGGCCAUGUUUGACUCUGAUUACUACAGGUUUGGUCGUAAAGGCAUGCUACCCGUGAGGUGGAUGGCGCCUGAAUCACUCAUGGACGGUGUCUUCACCACCAAGUCGGACGUGUGGGGUCUGGGGGUGACUCUGUGGGAGCUGUGCACCAUGGGAAGCUUCCCGUACCAGGGCUUCUCGAACGCUGAAGUGGUCACGUAUGUACAGGAGGGGAACUCCAUGGACCCACCACAGGGAGCCCAACAGCAGUUCGGUGACCUACUUAAAUCUUGCUGGCUAACGGACCCAAACGAACGUCCAGAACCGGACAAAAUAAUGGACCUGCUGUCCGAUAACUUGGAACUGCUGAAGCCGUGUAUUAACUGUCCGACUGCCAGCGUUCCUCGUGAUGACGACUCAGGCGGAAGUGUCGCAACUCAUACUCCAACCACGCCCAAGAUGUCCCUGAGAAAGCUCUCACAAAGUCUCAGACCGAAAUCUCCCGUAGCAACGCACGGGCAGAGAGUCAACCGGUUGUCAGAGGCAAAGCUUCGAGGCAUGAUGAAUCAGAGGAUUUCGCUAAGUACCCCUCCGAUCGGGCGAGGGUCGCAGGCCUCCAGUGCCGAUAGGAUAGACGAGGAAUUCGUGUAAGACCAGGGAAUGACUUACACAAGAGACCACAUGGCUUGAACCAAGAUUACACCUAUAGGAUGAUAGACGAGGAAUUCGUAUAAGACCAGGGAACGACUUACACAAGAGACCACAUGGCUUUGGCCAAGAUUACACCUAUAGGAUGUUAGACGAGGAAUUCGUGUAAGACCAGGGAACGACUUACGCAAGAGACCACAUAGCUUUGGCCAAGAUUACACCAUAGGAUGUUAGACGAGGAAUUUGUAUAAGACCAGGGAACGACUUACGCAAGAGACCACAUGGCUUGGGCCAAGAUUACACCUAUAGGACGAUAGACGAGGAAUUCGUAUAAGAUCAGGGAACGACUUACGCAAGAGACCACAUGGCUUUGGCCAAGAUAACACCUAUAGGAUGAUAGACGAGGAAUUCGUGUAAGACCAGGGAACGACUUACACAAAGAGACCACAUGGCGUGAGCCAAGAAUACACCUAUAGGAUGAUAGACGAGUAAUUCGUAUUAGAUCAGGGAACAACUUACACAAGAGACCACAUGGCUUUGGCCAAGGUUACACCUAUAGGAUGUUAGACGAGUAAUUCGUAUAAGAUCAGGGAACGACUUACACAAGAGACCACAUCGCUUUGGCCAAGAUUACACCUAUAGGAUGAUAGACGAGGAAUUCGUAUUAGAUCAGGGAACAACUUACACAAGAGACCACAUGGCUUUGGCCAAGAUUACACCUAUAGGAUGUUAGACGAGUAAUUCGUAUAAGAUAGGGGAACAACUUACACAAGAGACCACAUCGCUUUGGCCAAGAUUACACCUAUAGGAUGAUAGACGAAGAAUUCGUAUAAGAUCAGGGGGAACGACUUACGCAAGAGACCACAUGGCUUUGGCCAAGAUUGCACCUAUAGGAUGAUAGACGAGGAAUUCGUAUAAGAUCAGGGAACGACUUACACAAGAGACCACAUCGCUUUGGCCAAGAUUACACCUAUAGGAUGAUAGACGAGUAAUUCGAAUAAGAUCAGGGAACGACUUACACAAGAGACCACAUCGCUUUGGCCAAGAUUACACCUAUAGGAUGAUAGACGAGGAGUUAGUCGUAUAAAACUUGGAAGCAACUUGUGCAAGAGCCCCUUCCACUAGGUGAAGGAGGACAAAGACUUGCAGCACCGAUAAGAGAGAGGAGGAGGAGGAAUUCGUGUUAUUUUAUUUUUUUAUUUAUGGCAUUUAUGGCGAUUGUGGCCGAACGGAGAUUAAAGAAUGGGACACGGGGUCCCUUACAAGCUUUAGUCUCCGGCGCUCAGCGAACAGUACACACAAAACAAAGACGUGAAAAUAGAAACAAUUGAUAAAUGGUAAAAAGCUAGCAUAAACAUGUUGACAAAAGAUUAACCCUUCUGCGUAUGGGACAGAUAAUGCGCCAGGUGCGGAUAUUGUUUGGGUCAAAGAGUUGAAAAAGUCGAUGCGCAAGGAAAGCUUUCAGUCGCUGUUUGAAAAGAGAAGUUCUCUGGGUAUUCCUUGGUGUUACGGGAGCUUUGUUUUUGGUGCUCAAGGCCUUUGUACUCUAUUUCAUUGCCUCGUUCUAAGGUAUUUGUUUUUGGCUUUUGUUCCAUUGUGUUUUUGGUGCUGGUGCUCCGUAACACCAAGAAGCUACCAGUUCUCUCAGAGAAUCUUAUUUCGGGAGGGAGAGCAUUCCACGUGGGGGCAGAUGCGUAAGAAGUAAGAUUCGCGGAAGGUGGAAGUACGCAAACUAAUAAGACGAAGCUAAAGGCCUGUCGCUCCGCGACGAGUGCGAGACUGCGAAAACUGGGGAAUAUUAGAGAUGUCGAGAUGAAUUUCUUCCUUGAUACAACGGGAAAAAAGUAACACCGGGAACCCGCUCAAACAGCAAAAAGACAUCCCUCGGGUAGAGGUGCGGCUUCUUUCGGGCUCACUUGCACUUCUCUGAAACAACAAGGCUGAACUACCAGUACCAGCUCACUUCAAUCAAAUGAAUCAUGCUGUCAAUGAUAUGAAGGUGGCGGUGCUUAUGGACACCGAUACCUGAAAACGAGCGGAGUCCAAGCUUAUCAUCAAACACAACACCCUGGCGCCGAGCGGCCUAAAUUUAGAUGUAGGACUGCCCAGGAUGUGAACGCGCGCACUGGAACUUUUAUUUGUUUAGUUUUUGGUCGUCAUAAUUUACCGUUAAUCCUGAUGAAGGCAGCAUUGCCGAAACGUCCAAAAAAAACCUAUAAAUAAGCACAAGACAAUCACUGCACAGGACCAAAAACACCUCUCUGAAGUUUGUAUUUAGUAACUGAAAUAUAUUAUUUACUAUCUGGGCGCAUUAUGGCGAUAGCCGCCGGGCCAAGGUCUAGACGCAGUAAUAUGACGAUUCUGAGAAUACGAAAUUAUAUACACCAAGAGAGCAUAAGAUAUCUUAUGCUCUCUUGUAUACACAUAUUUCAAAUAAGGUGGCAUCGUAAGGAUGUAUCGUAACUCGCAUCUGUUAAUGGGUAGAGGAUGAACUACUGGUAUCUGAAAGCCGCUUGAAAACUAGAUAAAGAUGCUGUAGCUUUAUAAA
Messenger RNA from Nematostella vectensis (starlet sea anemone), 6539 nucleotides. Its product is annotated as receptor-type guanylate cyclase gcy-2-like. The transcript is spliced from 20 exons. Gene Ontology annotation, biological process: positive regulation of kinase activity; protein phosphorylation; multicellular organism development. The record is from RefSeq and is a predicted model, not a curated record. Gene Ontology annotation, molecular function: ATP binding; transmembrane receptor protein tyrosine kinase activity. Gene Ontology annotation, cellular component: signaling receptor complex. NCBI's taxonomy places the organism in Eukaryota, Metazoa, Cnidaria, Anthozoa, Actiniaria, Edwardsiidae. Bases 131 to 3994 code for a protein of 1287 amino acids.